Molecule: messenger RNA, 177 nt
Organism: Gongylonema pulchrum
Lineage: Eukaryota; Metazoa; Nematoda; Chromadorea; Rhabditida; Gongylonematidae
Source: the annotation of a GenBank genome assembly
CGAGUGGAGAGAGUUGAUGGUGGAUCGAUGGUCACGCACAGCACGGAGGAAGGUCGACGAGCUUUUGCUGCACUUUUGAUUGAAAAAUUGAAUGUUCUAAGUGCACGCCGCAAGAGAAAUGACGUGAUGAGCCAACAGUUGCGUGCAAUUGAAGUAAGUUUGAAGAUUUUUUUGUGA